UAUGGCGAUUAAGCUUUAUAAGUUGGAAAUAGCUAAAUGAUAUGGCGUCCAAUAAGAAGCUACACUUUUCUGUUCAAAUAAUGAUCAGACCGAAUUAAUAUCAUAGGAAACCAUGUGUCGUUCGUAGCUGACCCUUCUAUCCUUUGAACUCCGAAAUCGCAGACACCAUUUGCUGGCAACUCCGAGAGCUUCCUUCAAUUUUGUCAUCUACAAAAAGUAUCUAAUGAUGGCGUCGAGCGGGCUGGGGAUAAUCCAAUUCAUCAAUACAUCUCGUCAAGGAGAAGCUACGUCGGCGGAGGAUCAGCGGCGAGCAAACUCGCACGCCGCUCGCAUAGCUCAUGCCAAAACAAGACGACUCCGUACAAUUGAAUACCAAGUUAGCAAAGCUAAAGAAGCACUGAAAGGUACCCAGAGUUGCGAAGACCGAAGUAUAAUAACUACGAGCGGCGUUCAGCCAAUCCCCGGCGAUAUGAUCGUCAUAGAGCAAUCGAUAUUGCCUAGUCCCACGAGCCUGUUGGCAUCGGAUCGGAAAGACCCCUUUGAUAGUUUUGGGAGGGCCUUCAAACCAGUUGAACACUUCCUACUAGAUCAUUACGUAAGGGUUGUAAUACCACACAUGGACCUAAAGUGCAACAAGCUUGUUGAUUCAGGGAAGUAUGUGAAUUUGAUGACAGGGGAGUGGGUGCGGCUUGCACUCACUAAUGUUGGUACUCAGAGUGGCGUCUUUCUCGCCGCCUGCCGACAUCUUGUAGAACAGCAGCAACAGCACAAGUACUCGCAGCUAGCAACCCAAUAUAAGUUGUACUGCAUACAGGCUCUACAGAACGCAAUAUCUUCCGAGGUAUCAUCGAUGAUUAGCGAUGGGACCGUUGGUAUUGGCUUAUUAAUGGCAUAUGACGAGUUGUGGAUCGGCGACAUCUCUAUGACUAGAUGUCAUUUGGAAGGCGUACGUAAGAUGACAGAACAUAAUGGCGGGAUGCAUACGCUCGGUUUAAAUGGCUUUCUAGAGCGCCUCAUCCGCAAGUUUCUCUGGGAAAUAAAUCGACGUAAUUUAAAGUAAAAAUGUCAAAUACAACGUCCUAGUUGUUUCAAUAUCCGUGUGUAAAAGCAAGGAAGUGUAAUCGUUUAGGGGGG
Messenger RNA from Pseudogymnoascus verrucosus, 1134 nucleotides. RefSeq lists its product as uncharacterized. The record is from RefSeq and is a predicted model, not a curated record. Bases 224 to 1060 code for a protein of 278 amino acids. The transcript has 3 exons. Lineage: Eukaryota; Fungi; Ascomycota; Leotiomycetes; Thelebolales; Thelebolaceae.